Molecule: messenger RNA, 18474 nt
Organism: Porites lobata
Lineage: Eukaryota; Metazoa; Cnidaria; Anthozoa; Scleractinia; Poritidae
Source: the annotation of a GenBank genome assembly
AUGUGGAACAAAGCAACAAAUAAUCUCAAGAUUCCAUCGGAAUUAACUGUUCAACCAGCUAGCCCUACACCUCUCUUUAAGGUGACCCCAGCAGGAGCUAUGAAAACUGCAUCACAAGAAUUUGUCGUUUUCCAAGGUAAUUUACCCGUGCGUGGUUAAGAAAGAGAGUAUUUAAUCAGGUUUACAAAUCUGGGUUGAGAGCAGAGCUCUAAACAAUAAGUAGUGGCAAUAUUCCAGGAGUCGAUCUGUGGUCUCACUUUGAACUUGUGACAUGACUUUUUCUUCUGCCAGGGCCAAUCAGUUUUUCAGCAACAUUCUUUUUGUUGUUAUUAUUUUUUCAAUAUGUUUUUCACUGUAAAGAUUCCAUUACCUUUGCUUAACUUAUUAGCGAGCUUGUCCGUUAGAUUUUGUUGUUUCUGAUGCCGUUCUUAGUGAUUUCCAGGAAGCGUCACGGCCGUGGUUUUAGCUCAAAGCUGGAAUGGUAUUCGACUUCUGCCUUUUUCUUCAUGUCUAAACCUCUGUACAUGCAUGAAUUUCUUUGCACAAUAACGGCUCGUGAAGGUCUCAUUCCACUCCACCCUUUCAUUAUAUAGACAACUCGGGUCUGGCGAUGAUUCUUCUUUUCCUUUAUGGAUAACUUAGUUGUUUUCCUUGUUUACCUGAGAUCUUUGUCGCUUCCAACAAGAAAACGUAGGGGUUUAAAAUUUUCUACACUGUGACUAUCGCAAAUUAAAGGAAAGAAAAGGAUCAUUCACAGAUUUCUGUGAACUUUCAGAACAUUUAUCUAUCUUAUUAUAUUUUUCUAAUACCCAUUUAGCUGAAGCACUGUCGGGGACUUCACUGUGAAAGGGUAUAAGGAGUUUAAUGGUAUUCCCAUGAACAAAGAGCUUUAAAAAUGGACUCCUUGUUUAGAAAAGAAACAAUGUUGUCACCAUCUUAAUGAAUUAGGUGUUUUGAGUGCACAAGAGUGAUAUUCCUAUUUGAGAACUUUGCGGGGUUACCUCUGAUGCAGUCAAUUCUCGCUGAGAUGGAGCACAGUUGGGAGCUUCAUUAAUCAUGAGGGUCUAUUGUGUGCCUGCCUCGUUGAGCGAUCCAUGAAAAGAAACUGAUAAAGUCAGGGAAAAACUCUAACGUCCGUUUUUGGAGGUGUUCGUCUCAUAGAGGAACCCGUCACUACCAGCUAGGAGUCCAUUCCUUCUAUGACUUUAUUGACAAACUGGCUAAGCCAUUUAUAAUUUGCAUUUUAACAGCUGCAUUGAAAAGCUGGGAGCGUAAUUCAGGGGAUCCGCCUCGCGUAAAAACAAAAACAGCAACGGAUUUUCUCUCUGAGAUUUGCAAACCAGGUGGUCCCGUCGAAGAGGCCUUAAAUUAUCUCAAAGCCAUAGGAAUAUUGCCUACAACUACGGUGAGUCUUUAUUAUCCUCUGGUAAGUAAACCAGGGCAAAAUAUAAUGCUAGCAAAAUUCGCUUACAUUCUUUUUCCCCAAAUAAAGUACGAUUGUUUUGAUAUAUCUAAAUCAUUUCAUGGCUGUAAAAAGCCUUCUAGGGGCACAUUAGAUAUAUGAUCCUUGCAAGGUGGAUGACAGAUAAGGCCGCAGUUAAAUGACCUAUUAUGCAAACUAGCACGUUGUUAAGGCUAAAACAUUGCUUACGACGCCAUAUUGAGAGUGCGUGACGUAACAAGCUAAAACUAUGAUUUUCGUAUUUUCUCGUCACUUUCCUUGCUACAAUCGGGAAAGUGUCACAACAAACAUUAAGAUCAGCGGUUUACUCGUAAGAAUUCAAGGUUGACUCAGAGCCCAUUCGGCCUCGAGGAAUAAUUGUUAAAUAUCCUCACUUGAUGGGAUUAAGGAAAAAUAAAAUUAAAAAUUAUGCAUGUUCAACUUAAACAAUUCUUCUUCUUUUUUCGCAUGAAGACUUAACCAUUCUACAUGAAUAAAAUUUGUUUUUGUCUUUAACGCUAGAACUUAGCGUCGUUUCAAAAGAAACUGCAUGAUAUAUGGUUUACACCAUAUUACAAGAAGAAAACAAAACUAUGGCACAAUGGCUUUGAACAUACAUUUGUUGGUAAGAAAUAGUUUUUAACCUCUUUAAAUUCUUCACACAUGACAGCGCUUUACAUUGUUGCUUCUACAACUUCUGUACGAACGGUAAACAUUGAUAUUGGGAACAUCAUUCUGGGCCGCGAGAAAUCUCCGUCCAUUUGAAAAUCGCUUGUGAGGGUCAACCGUACACGAGCGGUAGCUAAAGCAAGCUCAUGCAGUGGACAGGAGUAGUGGAGAAGGGCUUGCAGUAACGGCGGAAAAAUUUUUAUCCACCCGUGGUAAGCCCCAGGGGUACUCCUGUUAAUUUUGGAUAGUUGUGUGUGCCGCCCAGGGUCCUAAACCCUGACCCUAUUUAAGGAUGGGAUAAACAAAAGUCGAUACACUAGUCAAGGCCCAAAACCCGCAAAAAAUGUAGUGUUCACACUAGAUACUGAGGGCAAGGUGGGCCGCCUUACUUAAUUCGCUGGAAAAUCGUUGCCUAGCUUUAAAACGAAAUGUGAUUUAACCCAACGGAAGCUUUGUUACAGAUCAAAACUAAAUAAUUCAAAGACAAAAUCACUCAAAAAAGUUGAUGAAACAUUGUCUGGUGUUUUCAUUUGUGUUUUCUCAUGAUCAAUUGAUUAUAAAAGUGAUUUUCCGUGGGAUCAAUUUGCUCAAACCUGUGAUGCAUUCGUUUCACUGAACGGCAGCUACCGUAUUUCCUCGAAUAAUAACCGGGGGCGAUUAUUUCUUUUUUCGCACCAAAAGGGAUCGAUUAUUCGAGGGAGGCGAUUAUUGCCCCCUCAGGGAUUUCGCCCAGAAGGAGAAAUCCCGAUCGAGGAGGCACUCUAGUAACUCGCGCGUAUAUCAAGGAAAGUACUUACAGUUGAAAUAUACAGUCAUACAGUCAAUAUAAAAAAAAUCUCGAUUUGCUUGAACAGGGGCCGCUAGGAAUCGGUAGGUAAUGAUGACGUUUCUAUUGUUUGCGCCCGCAAGUACGAAAUAGUUAGGAUGACGUAACACACAAAAAAUCCCGAAGGAACAGCUUACAAUAGGUAGAUUUUUUGAUAUUAAUUGUGCAGUCACACUUCGAUACUCUUUGCGUUACGUGUUAUCGGUGACAUUCUGUUGAGCAGUUGUUAUGAAAGUUAUGGACCAAAAGACACUCGUUAAGCGCAGAUGAAGUUAUAAGUUGCGUAGAACAGUGUAUGUUUUAACACUAAGUGAGUUUGCUGGACACGAGUUCACAAAUAUUUGAUUGGAAACCUUGCCAGACAUUCUUUGUCUUUCUUUAACCGGAAUAAGACUUGGCCCAAAACAAGCAAGACGAGUGAAUGAUUCAACGGCUAGCUUAUCACUAACAGAACGAUGGAUGAUUGCAGAAAUUCGCCGACAAUCAAAUUCUGUGCUGACUUAUUCCCUGCUCACAGAUGUCCUUCCACUAUAAAGUUUAAAAUAAGACUAGAAUGCGUGAAUUGAUCAAACGUCCUUUUAAUUUCUAAGGCUAACUUUCCGGCAAAUAAAAUGAGCUAAAUGUAAAAAGUGAAAUAGAAAUAGCUAAAAAUUAAACUUCUAAUUAAAUCUUUUCUUAUGGUUUAGAAUAAACUAUUCUCGAAACUGAGAAUGUUUUGAUCAAAGCUGUGUAAAUCGAACCGAAACUGUGCGUGGAACCUUGCGUUUAUUUCCUGUAUUUAUCUCACCUAUUGUAUGAAAUAUGUGUGAACAUCUUCAUUAUGAAUCGGCAUAUUUCAAAGAGCUACGCAACGAGCAAGAAUACUAUUAAAUGACAAUAUACGGAGCGGGGGCAGCUGUAGUGUCAACUAUUACUAGUUUCAUAUAUAGUCCACUGGGAGAUUUUGUUCUAUUUUCCCAUUAAAUCAAAAAAAUAAUCGCGGCAAAGAAACUGAACAUGGGCUUUUCAAGUGUUCCAAAUUUGGUUCCUUUCUUAUUUUCAUUAUAAAUAUCCUCGGCGUCGUCGCUGAUCAGUCUUGCUGAAUCAGACUCCUCUUCGGCCUCAUCGUCCAGAUAUACCGCUGUGGGUAUCGAUAGCGGGUUACCUAGUGCUGGUUUUCAGUGUCACGCCAUUCAAGAUAGAUCGAAAAAUAAAAUUAAAACCGUUCAAUAGGUAAAGUCCGGAAUCUGGGAAAUGAAAGGAGGUAAGUACAUGAAGACCCUCGCCAAGAUUCACGUGAGAAGAAUAUUCCUUAUAAGAGAUAUCCGGAGAAAUGUUUAGAGAUUUGUAGAGAUUUGUAUGGAGACGCCAUGCUGGUGCCCACCAGGAUGAGCACCAACAUGGCGGACGGAAACCAACAGAAACAUCUGUUAUCGAGUUUUGGUACAAAAGCGUGAAUUUAUUCCUCCAGGAACUCAUAAAGAUUAAAGUAGUACUUUGUCUAAUACAUGAACUGCUACGAUAGCAAAAUUCCCGAAAUACGUCACUUUUUUAACCUACAUGACAGAUCUCUCGGCCGUCACGUAAAUGCUUCGUCACGCAAAAGCUCAGAAACUCAAGCGUACUCUAUCACAAAACCAAGAAACCUUUUGAAGCGAAAAUUUGUAUACUGUUUUCAGCUGCUCUAACACAUCAUCAAAGUAAAAUCUCAAUAGGAUCGACAGUUUUGUAGUUUGAAUUUUAGUGACGUCAUGUGAAAACCAACAAUAGUGGUAGGAGAGGUGGGGAGGGAGGGAGGGGGGGGGUGCGAUUAUUCGGGGGAGGCGAUUAAUCGAGGAAAUAUUGUAUCUUGACAUUAUUCCAGAAACACAAGGGCCCUCAAAGGAGCUUAAACUGAGUGCUAAAGUGAAUUUCCGCCCUUACUUUUAAAGGAGAGUCAAAAUGCAGAACUCGGUCAACCGUAGAGGAUUCUCCGCUCUGAAAAGGAUCAGAACUUGGCUACAAAGUAGCAACAGGAUCCUGAACAAUACUUUAAUGGUCAGUGUAUUGAUGGAACAAAGCUUUAAGACUUUGAAUUUGAGAAAGCAGCUUACAUUUGGGUGGCUCAGAAAAACAGGAGAAUAACAGUUACCUGCUAACGAAAUGUUUAAUUUUAAUUGUGCUUUUGAAAAAGUUAGUUCCCGAAUCUUUAUUUAAUUAUGUUUCCGGCUACCGCAGGCUUCAUACAAACACUGUUGACAAUAAUUACAGGCAGGAUUUCCCCCUGGCCUUCCCAUAAUUCUAGGGAAAACACUGAAAUGACACCCCAUUCAAGGGAAAAACAAAAGCUAAGAAUUCAAUCGUAUGAAGUACUACUAUUCAUAAUAUUCUAAGGGAUAGCUCAGUUUUAGUAUUUUUUAGUAUCAGUGGAUAGCAAUUUUCCUGCGUUCUCAUUUGCUCCCGUAACUCGGAAUAUCCUCGGAUAUUUACUGUUUUGGGACGGGACUAAAAAUGGCUUCUUGUUUCGCGAUCGGUUUGGAAAGAUGAAAUUUAACGGUAAAUGAAGCAGGUGCACCAACAAUUACCAAAGAGAGACAAAAUUUGGCAUGGUUGUGUUCACUGGUCGGUAGAAAAAAUGUUCUUACUGAAUUUGCAGCAAAAUCACAAAAAAUGAUCCUCAAAACACUGUUAACUGAAACAUAAACAAACUCUAACUAAGUGACGUCUUUUAUUUACGAAAAGUUCCUUUUUGAUUUUUAUCCACCUGAUUUGGUAAAUACUAAAACAACUAUCCUCCUCAGGGUCGGUUCAUAGCGAUAGAUAUAUACCUCGACGCUUCACGGCUCGGUAUUACACCACUAUUCACCUCCCCUUCGGGGGAUAGUUGUAUAUUAACAGAUGAUUUGUGUCUAGUGUAGCUGGGCAUUUACGCACUUGAAUCUUUUUACAGCUGAAACAAUUUAGGUACCUAUCUAGGGAUCAAACCGCGAAUACAAUCCAACAAGGGAAAAAAAUGAUACCCUAUUUAAGGAUCGGAACCCUCAAAAACCAUACCUUAUCGGGCGGCACAUGCCUAUCUAACCCAUAUAUGGGAGUACCACCGAGGAAGUCCUUUCAACUUCAAAUAAAUUGCACUAUAAGAAGUAUGACAGGCGGCAAGGCCAAGCAAGACAGGCAAAUAGCUGAUUUCCCUUUGCCCAUGCAAGUGAAGGGAAAUAAUCUUCAGCCAUAAUCGCACUUUUUCCUUCGUUCCCCCUUAUAAUAUUUCGCUUGCAUGUCUGAAUGGAUUGCUCCCAUAAUAAAAAAAAACUACCUUUUCGUCCCCGCUGACUCUGACACAAGCCACGCUUCUUUUUAGGUGUUUCGAUACAGUUUUCCGGAGACUAUACCGUUAUUCUUCAAUCUUCAAUAAGUUAUUUUAUCCUUGUCCAAUCGCUAUAAAAUUUUCACCACGGAAUCGAUAUUAUUAUAUAUUAAGCAACAAUAAACAAAAAACUUUGAAAUCGAUAGAAGGCCAAUUUUGCGAGAUCUAGACCUGCAAAUGAAAAUCCGACUCCAGGACCUUAAGGUGUGGUGUUCGAUAAAUAACCUCUGUGAGAGGUAAAAAAUUCUGGAUGUUCAUUAUUUGAAUUCAAAUAAAACGUAAAUGUAUUUCAAACCUUAUAUUUUCAAGAGCGGUUGUCAGAGCGGGUGGGGCUUUUGAGCCAGUCCCCCUCGCCACCCCCUCGCUAAAAUGUUGAAUAACUUCAGCGACUUUUCCUAACAUUUAUCUGGGAACAUUUUAAAGUCAAGGUGACGUGUACAUCAAUAUUGAUGUUACCAUGGCAACAGAGUUUUGACAGCCAUGUUUUAAAACAUUUGCAAAAUAGGUUUUAUUUCUAUUUUCACUGAUUGAAUUUAACAGUUAGUUCAUGCGUCAGCGUGCGUAUGUCGAGAUAUUGAGCACGCGGAAAGUUUGGAGAGCGCGAAAGAGGCGUAAGAGUUGCUGGGGCGCAGCCGAGAGCAACUCUAGCCUCUUGAGUGUUCUCCAAAGUUUCCAAGUGCUCAAUAUCUCGACAUACGCACAGCUGAAGCAUGAAAUAAUUGUUUUAUAACAUUAUCAAAGCAAUCAAUGUAGCAGUAACUUAAAUUUUUAUUAUUGUAGCACGCGCUCAAAGCAGUACGCGUCAAUGUCUGCGUUACCAUAUUUUUUUACCUCACAGUUAUGUUUUGUCUUGAAACUGAGGGAAAGUUUACUCAGGUCGGUUAAGAUAACAUUAAAAAAGAUUGUAAAAUCCAUGUUGAGGUGCCGGAAAACUAUUAAUUCGCCGAAAAAUUCUUUUUGAAAGAAAUAACUUUGCAAAGAGUGAUUUGUACACGCCUGCACAGCUCGAGCAGAUGAUAACAACAACAAUAACUUACCUCUUUCCCGUACGGUUAACAAAUUCAAAAGUUUUCUCUUAAAUUUAUGUUAUAAAACACAUGGUUAACGCUUAAUCGUGUACUGUUGAGUUAUGGAUGCACUUAGGAGACGUCUUUGGAGGAUUGCUAAGCUCACAAGACCUCAGACCUCAUAUAGUAUAAAUUAUUGACGUCAUCAGCGCGCUCAAUGGGAAUAAGAAGCACGCUUGCGGUAUUAAAUUUGAUUAGCCGAAUAUUCUAGCUAUGUUAUAAUUAAUAUUAUAUUGCACUUAAUUUAGCAUUAUUUUAUCAAAGUUUUGAAACUUUAAAUGAAAUCUAGGCUUUUUAGUAACUAGCAUGGGAAAAAACGUGAAUUUAAUACGAUUAAAUGGCAGAAGGCGACUUAAAUUUUCAACAGUGUUUAUUUCUCGCGGAAUUUCAUAUUUUGCUAAUUUUUUGCAUCCUGCAUCCUAAGCAUCCUUUUAUACUCAGAUUAAGUUUUGUGUUAAAAAUAUCUCGAUUUAUACGAUUUUUAAGUAAAAUGGAAUACAUUUAAAUAAUUCAAAAUGGCGGAUUCAAGAUGGCGGAAGUUUCCAGUUCCUUUUUAGUAAUAAAAGACAUCAUCAUGACCGCACUGAUAUUAUUAAAGAUCACUUAUGUGUUUGCCAACUUCCUUGAUUUUAUCAGAGAGCAUACUAUUUAUUAAAGUAUUUUCGCUUUAUGUCUAAUUUGAGGGAAAUUUGUAUUCUGACAAUAAAUCCAAUCAUAAUGACGUCAGAUUUCGACAUUGUGUCAAUCAAGUUAUUCCAAGAAGUUGGAGAUAAUGAGUAAAUUAUUGUGUGUAAUUUUGGAGGCCAUUGGAUGAGCGGUUUUGAAGAGGAAGGGCCUUCGAGACCCUCCCCACUCGCAAGAAGCCCCCCAAAAAAGCCCGGCUGAACAGAGUUUUCUAAAGUAGCGUCAGAAUUCUGCUUAUAAUCGCAUAAUUGAAUAACGAUUGGUUAACGAAGCGUGGUAAUUAGCGUGGAAUUGCUAGUUGAAAACGAGGCAAAGAGAUAUUGUUUCGCAUCUACAUAUACGUAACAACUAUCGUCAAAUUAUAACACAACAACUACAAAAACGUUUUUCUACAUCGUCAUUUUAAAAUGUUUUCAAAACUAUUGUCACCUUUUGAAGAGCCAAAAACAAACAAGGAAUUUUUUUUGUUGAAUACCUUAAUAAUACGAGCCAGGCUCACUACUAUACAGACGUACCAUAAUCAUCUCCGAAGAUAUUAGGGACUUUAAGAUAAGGCGACUACGAACUACCAACUACGGCUGGACGAGCGUUAUCCUUUGUUUGUAGCUCUUGGUUGAGUCGUGCAAAUAUAGAAAGUUAAUUAAGAUAGACUUGGAGAGAAGAGGCGGAGAGGGAAACAACACGCAAAGAUUUUCUUGUUUUCAUGUUCAGUUCACAAAAAAUGCAAAUAUUUUGCAUGUGCUCUUAUCUUAUUAAGAAUAAUGAACAAAUUCUUCCAUGCUUGGGGAAGUAAUUACAUCGAGUGAACUUGGUGAACAAAAGUUUUGGUUGCGCAAUUUUAUUUUUUCGCCCAUGAAUACUUAAGUCAAAUAUUAAAGAAAUAAACAGAAAUAGUAAUAGUUCAUUUAUUAGAUUUAGAAGAUGGACUUCUCCGAUUAGUGAUGUAGUUUGAAGUAUCGAAAUGCUGAGUUUCGAUUAUCUCAAGUGUUUGAAUAAUUUUCAUUCAGCAAAUGCGAUAUAAAAACUCGCAUAAACAAAGGUUACACAAGUAGAAAGACACACUAAUCAUUUCGAACAAACAUUGAAACUUUUUAAUUAAGUGCGAAGAGAAAAUAAAUUACCUGCAUGAUUUCUGUUCUCAGCCGUCAAUCUGAAUUCUUCGUAUAAACAGCUAAGCUUAUUUUAGUUUUAGAUAAAAAUGUAGUCACAACUUUAAGUGUUUCGAGUAUAUAAAAAGCGUAAAUCUGAGCAGACAUUAGACACAAAGUAGUACAUGUUUCGCUUCCCUCUCACUUAAAACAGGUGAAUUGAAAACGUUUUUACUUAACUGAAGACGAGAUUCUAGAAUUACCGACACAGCCAAAUCCGAGCAAAUUGUUCUCCGACCUCCGUAGUCGCGACUAUGCGAAACAACUCAACAACUCACCGUAGCCGCAGGACUACGCGGGAAAAAUGAACAGUCACGUGGUUCUGAUCAUGUAGUCAUCCUAUCUUGUUGCUGUUUUCUUUUUUUUUUAUUUUAAUUUAUUCAAUUUAUUCGCGAUUCGUGCGAUAUCGGUUUUCGCCUGCAAUUUAACGCGGAAUUCCCUCGUCAGGUAAUGAAUUUUCCUAUAGUAUCAUAUUUCGAUGCUAGGAAACUUUGCUGUAUUUUCUUUCUUGCGAUCUUGAAAACUAACCCUUUUUGUCACCACCUGGCUAAGUGAAACUCUAUUCUAAAUUUUGAAUUUUAGCGCUUUUCUGUUUAUCUCUAGAACGGCUCGACAGCAUUCGUUUUAAACCUCACCUCAUAACGGCUUUAUCAUGUAUACAAUUGUUUGAAAGUUUCAUUGAGAUUGAUUCACUGCAACACCUUGAAAUUUCAAGACGAACCUGGCCCGCGAACCGACCAAAAAUCCGCGUAACAACAUUCACUGUCUGAAAAUUUCAGACAUUAUUAUAUACAUCGUGAAGAUUAGGUGAUGAGGUUAUUUGCUAAACUCCUCACUUUAAGUCCCUUGUGUCGGAUCUAGAUCUCGCAAAAUUCGGAUUUUAUCGAUCUCAAAUAACGCUGCCAAUAGCACUUUGCUACUGGGCAUUACCCAAUCUUUUAACUCGGUUCAUUAUCAGGCUCACGUGGAAGGAGCACAUUUUGGACCUGCUUAUUUCUACUCCCCCCCCCUCUCACCCGCAGCUGCAGACUGUACGUGUUUCGCCUCACAAACGACGCAGGACCUACAAGCCGACCCGAUCUUUACAAGAACGUAGCCUGAUCUAGACCUAUCUUUUAUGAGUAAUUUCCUCCUUUUUUUAUUCUUGCAAUUAAGGUGACAAGGUCCUGAGUAAAAAAGAUUACAAGGGUUUUCACAACUGGUACCAGUUCCUCAUUGAACAAGCGAGUGGCGGGAUAACUAAUGUUCCUACAUCAUUUUCAAAGCCAAUACAGUUCCUGGUUGCAACAAAAGUGCGCAAUGAACCUAUUUUGCACCCCAAACAGAACAAACUCAAUUUUUAUUCAUUCAAAAUAUCAUGCCGUUUCUGAUUGGCUCCAAUCCCCCGGCUAAUUCUCCAUAACCACAUGGGUACUGUUCAUUAUUAUGAAGUGUGAUAGUUGCAAAUUAGAAGGAUUUGUAUGAGGAAAACAACUCUUGCCACCCAGUCACGCUUGAGUGGUUUCCAUAUAAACUCUGAAAUUGUCAAACUGUCGUUAAAUCUUUCCCUUACGCAUUUAAGGGCUCAAAUUGUUCGAUUAUAAAAAACAUGUUUUUUUACAAAAAUGUAUUUUUUACAACAAUAUAUUUUUGUAAAAAAGCAGUAUUUUGACAACCGUCCAAUUUGCAAAAAAGCAGCUUUUUUACACAAAAUGAUGCUUUUUUACACACCUAGAUGAUAAACCCAUACCCACAGAUGACAUAGAUGACCUUCUUCUUAAUAUGGAAAGGGGACGUAGACUCCUUAACGGUAUUCAUUGACCACCUGAACAACGCAGCAUCAAAUUUGCACACGAAUUAUCCACUAACUGGUCAGUUAACUUUCUGGGUACGACAGUCCUAAAGGAUAGACAAGGCAACAUCCACACAGACGUCUAUCAGAUACCUACAGACACACAUCCAUACCUACACUUAACUUCAGCACAUCCACCACACCUCAAACAAAGUAUCUCGUACAGCCAAGCAUUGAGAUUGAGAAGGAUAUGUUCUUCCACUGAUACACUGAAGAAAAGGAUAGCCGAAUACGCUGAUUUCUUUGUAGCAUGUGGCUACCAACGGACCAAGGUUUUACGAGAAAUGGAAAAAGUCCUUACAAUGGCACAAGACGAAUGUCUACAGACCAGAGACAGGGAAUCUACCGAUCGUAUCCCCCUGGUCACUACAUUCAACCCACAUACCACCUUUAUUGUAUAGAUUGCAAGAAGAAACUGGAACUUCCUACAAUCUAAAGAAAGACUGGCCAACAUAUUUAACAAAUCACCCUUAGUGGCUUACAGACGGCCAAUAAGUCUCCGGGAUAGACUCAUGAGUACUAAGUUCAAGACAGUUAACAACACUCUUGUACCAAGAGGCUGCGAAGCAUGCGGAAAACCAAAGUGCAGCUGAGGGAAAGGAAUCAACAAAACCACCACAUUUACUAGCAGUAACAAGAAUAAGACCGUUAAAUUAUUUCACCCUGUAAACUGCCAGUCAUCAUGGGUUAUUUACAUUAUUGAGUGUAACAUCUGCAAUCUACAGUACAUAGGCAAUUAUGUUUAAAAUUGGCAACAAAAUUGUUGAGGCAUUUUGCUCAAAAAGGGUAGUUUCAGAGAACAAAACAAUCCACACCCCUCACCUCCUCCCUCGAUCCACUCAAAGUUGGGGUGUUUGUUGUUUUAUACAGGUAGUUCAAACAGCGGUACAGCAUUGCAUGGAGGGGAUUGGGGAGGAAAAGCUUUAUUUUCUCCUUUUUAGGUCGGUAAAACGUCAAGAGCGCCCUUUAGGGCAAAGUGUCUUAACUAAUUUUGUCACCGAUUAUCUAUAUCUAUAUCUAUGUCUAUGUCUAUGCAUAUUUAUGUCUACGUCAAAAUGCAUAUGCAUAUUUUACAUCACAAUAUGUAUGAUAAUAGAGCCAAUGAUAGGGAAUGAAAGCACUGCCUAUUUGCAUGUGGCUAUGGAGAAUUAGCCGGGGGAUUGGAGCCAAUCAGAAACGGCAUAAUAUUUUGAAUGAGUAAUAUUUGAGUUGUUCUGCUUGGGGUGCAAAAUAGGUUCUUGUAUUCAUGAAUAUGUAUAUGUAUAUGUAUAUGUAUAUGUAUAUGUAUAUGUAUAUCUACAUCUAUAUCAAUAUCAAUAUCUAUAUCUAUUUCUAUGACUAUGUCUAUGUCUAUAUGCAUAUCUAUGUGUACGUCUAUAUGUAUAUGUAUAUCUGUGUCUAUAUCAACAUCUAUAUCAAUAUUUACUGAUCUAUGUCUAUAUCUUUGUCAGCCGCUUACGUCUAUGUCUAUGUCUAUGGCAAAUCUAUUCCUUUUUAUACAUAUCUAUAAUGUAUAUCUAUACGAACAAGUUAGGGAAAAUCCACCCACUCCGCUGGAAAAUCGCUUUUAAAUUAACAAGUUGAUUUGUUUAAAAAUAGCUAAGAUAUAGCUCCUCAAAGUAGCAAUAUUUUACAGACGUUUGUAUGGUGGGGCUCGCAAACUUGCCCCCCCCAUGCAAACGUCUGUAAAAAUUCGCGACUUUGAGGCGCCUUAUCUUCCCGGCGCUCUUUCUAGUGGUAUGCGACAGAUUUCCCGUAACUGGUCCAUGUCAAAAGUUGAAAGAGAAGGGUCUACUACCUAAAACUUGAAGUGAAACAAACUUCAAUGAUAAUUGAGUUUUCCCCCCCUUCUACAUCCGAGUUCAAGUGCUGACUGGCAGCAGACAAUUACAAGGUGGCUCACUUUCCCGAAUGGAAAGGGUUUUCUUCUGAUCUUAUUUUAUAUAGCCUCCUUACAUGAGUUGCCUUACUUUCCAAUGGGGAACAGCGACCAAGGCGUCUCGUCAAGGAAGCAGUUUGUUUGUCGGAACCAGCCCAGCAUUUGAGAUUGCCUUGUUCAGUGCCUGUUUUCUUCAGUACCCCGGCGAUCAAUGUAGCUGUACCAUUGGCACGAGCUCAGUUACAGUACAGACCUAUACGAGUCCGCCGAGCGUCCCUCCUGUUACAGCCGUUGCCACAGCGUAUCCAUCAGAGGUUUCUACUUUGGGUGAGCACUUUAAAUUACGUAUACAUAGGGAUGUUCACUAUAUUUUAACAAUCGGACGUUCAAGCAAUUCAUAACCCUCAGAGGUACAAACGGAGGGAAGAGAUGGGUAGAUCCCACUGGGCUUUGUUUUGGUGCUACAAGAUGAUAUAAAUAUUGUGGCAUAUGGCGGGGAUGGAGAGUCUAGUACCAUGCAAAAAAAGACUACCAUCAUGGUACUAUUAGUUUUGUUUGUCCAUGUUUAAUCAAAAGAACUAAAACUCGCUUAAAAAAAAAAAACAUGCGACUUAUUACGUUAAAUGCUGUUACCAUAUCAAUUAAGGGCAAGUUAGCGCAAGCAAUUGGAAAGGGUCCUCUCCUACUCUCCUAACCUGGGAAUAAGGUUGUCAUUUGAAUACAGAAUUCACGUUAAAGAACUGGGCGCGAUCCUGUUAGGUCACCGGAUAAAAAAUAUUCGGAUUUAGCGUCCACACGAUUCCGGAUUCAUAGCGUAUUAAAAAAUUUCCACUCUGGAGAGCGGAUUAAAAAAUAUCCGGAUACGUGUGGACGAGGCCUAGGAAGUUUCACGUUGCUGUCGUGCAAAACAAAGUCAAAGAAAUGUACCAAGAAAAGUGGGCUGCACGUAAAAAGUUGUUUCUUUUUUGCUAAUUAUACCUGCUGAUUUUUUAGCCGUUCUCGUUGCCGUCGCCAUUUAACAUAACACGAUGUUACUUUUUUGUUUGAGUAAACUAUAAGUAUAUCAACGAGAGCUUCGCUUUAGCCCUGGCUACAUCUAUAUAUUAGGCAAUAAUAGCGUCCGAGUAAUUAGAUUAGAGGAACACUGAGGUUACCCAUUAGAAAAAUUUGAUAGAGUUAACAGACAGUAUUCAUUUUCCAUAUUGCUUCCCUUAAUUACCGGUUUUCUCUCGUAUUUACUGUAAUGGCUCUUGCUUUAAGCCUUCUGUUUUUUUCUUCCUCAAUAAAAGCUGGUGGAAGAUGUGAUGGUAUUGCGAAACAAUAUCGUACUGACUGUGGCUGGAUUGGCAUCUCCAAAAACGAGUGCAACGAUAGAUGCUGUUGCUGGAAGGAAGAGCCUGGGGCAUAUGACACUCCUUGGCCUUGGUGUUUUUAUCCAGAGGGUGAGGCCUAAGCCAAACGUCGAACUUUUUAUAAAAAAGUCCAAACUUAGUAAGUUAAGUUUAUGGAAAGUUCGACGUUUAGCUCAGUUAGGGACCAGCCAUUUAUUUAUCGCCUGGGAAGGUGGAGGAUCAUUGAACAUUUUGGUAGAAUUUAGAGGGGAGUCCACUCAAAUCUGCUUGGAGAAAGCCAGUUUAAGAAACAUACAAAAUAAGUCAGUCCAUUCUACUGAGGCAUAAUUAACUGUUAUACUGUUAUCUGUUAUCUUUCGAAUGUGUACAUUUCAUUCUAUAUAGAGAAAGUUUUUUGAGACCCUCUUCAAUUAACCCUUCUAUAACGUGCUUAUACCAAAUUGAACAUAACAGGUGAAUCGUGAACCAUGACUCAAGAUAAUAACUGAAUCAUUGUGAAAUAGCGUCAUGGCCUCUGUAGGAAUAGGCACCCUUUCUAAGCUCUAUACUAAAUCCUAUUCAACGGCCUCGUUUUUCUCAUCUUGAGCCUCAUCAUCCGACUCGAUGACUUCAUGUGCAUCGUGAGCCUUGUCAUCCGAUUCGAUGACUUCAUCUACAUCGUGAGCCUUGUCAUCCGAUUCGAUGACUUCAUCUGCAUCGUGAGCCUUGUCAUCCGAUUCGAUGACUUCAUCUACAUCGUGAGCCCUAUCAUCCGAUUCGGUGACUUCAUCUGCAUCGUGAGCCUUGUCAUCCGAUUCGAUGGCUUCAUCUGCAUCGUGAGCCUUGUCAUCCGAUUCAAUGACUUCAUUUGCAUCUUGAGCCCUGUCAUCCGAUUCGAUGACUUCAUCUGCAUCGUGAGCCUUGUCAUCCGAUUCAAUGACUUCAUUUGCAUCUUGAGCCCUUUCAUCCGAUUCGACGGCUUCAUCUACAUCGUGAGCCUUGUCAUCCGCUUCAAUGACUUCAUUUGCAUCUUGAGCCCUGUCAUCCGAUUCGAUGGCUUCAUCUGCAUCGUGAGCCUUGUCAUCCGAUUCAAUGACUUCAUUUGCAUCUUGAGCCCUGUCAUCCGAUUCGAUGACUUCAUCUGCAUCGUGAGCCUUGUCGUCCGAUUCGGUGACUUCGUCUGCAUCGUGAGCCUUGUCAUCCGAUUCGGUGACUUCAUUUGCAUCUUGAGCCCUGUCAUCCGAUUCGAUGGCUUCAUCUGCAUCGUGAGCCUUGUCAUCCGAUUCAAUGACUUCAUUUGCAUCUUGAGCCCUGUCAUCCGAUUCGAUGACUUCAUCUGCAUCGUGAGCCUUGUCAUCCGACUCGAUGACUUCAUUUGUCUCUUGAGCCUCAUCAUCCGAUUCAUCAACAGAAUUUAGCAAGGCCUUACGGCAGAUUGGUCUUAAUAAUAAAUAACAAUCUUAUACUUUUAGCCUGCGUCGCAGACACUCUAAACCUUCUGUACAGAGCGUCUGCGAAUUAAUGCACAAUAUCGUGUUCGAAUCCCCCAGAGUCGCAAGGACAUAUGUCGGCAUUUUGAUUGGCUAGUUUCUUACACAAAUUUGUGAUUAGUCCGAUUUGAAUUAAGUGUUGACAGGCCAAACACGACUAAUUGCUCCUGGCAAGAGAAAUUUGAACUCAUGCUUGUGUGAAACGUGAGCUUACAGUAAGCUUGAACAACAGCGGUUUUUCUUUCUAGAUUAUGCAGUACAUGGAGUAUUCUACAAUUUGACCAAGCAAAUCUUCUUUUUGCCGCUUUGUGUCUCACAUUUAGAAGUUAUAAAGCUGGUCUGUGUCGUGCAUAUUAAGUAAUUAGUUCCUGUGGUUUAUGUUUCUGCAGAUGUUUUCUGGCAGGAUUCGAUCACAGUUAGUUACAGUUGCAGGUUUCUUUUGGGGCAUCGCAUCUGCAGCGAUUGGAAGACGCUGGAAAAUCAGUCGGCAAAUUUAAAAACAAAUUCUGGCCUUGAAAGAAUUCUCUCAAAGCAUCUUUUUGGAUUUCAAGUUCGAACUGCUCUUUCAUUGAUCCCUGCCAAGUCCCUUCUGUUAAUUUUGACACGUCACUGCGCCCAACCGUCAGGCACACGUAAGAAUUUAGGCCAAUCGUGAGGCACGUAAGAAACCCGUAAACACUCCUAUCAGAAACGCUCACAUAUAUCCUUGCAACUCUGCAAGAUAUUAGAACGAGCUUUUGUGCACUAAUAAUUCGCAAACGGACUAUACAAAUGGUUUUGAAGGGUGCGUGGGCCGGCUGCAACGCAGGCUAUAUACUUUGUGCUCUUAAAGAGGCUGCUACUUAUUCUAGAAUUUUUCAAGGGUCAUGGGCAGAUUUAGGGGCCGGCCUAGUGGACCGCAGCCAACCUUUUUUCUGUGCAAUUUUGUAUUAUUUUUGAUGAACUCUCUAAAACAAAAUAUUGAUAGUAGCUAUAUAACUGGCAAGUUUCCUGACCGCCUUUUUCUGAAUUUUCGGGAUCCGCCCCUGAGGAUCGUGCUAAAAGAACCUUUUGCUAGUAACCACAGAUAAGAAGAUAUAAGAUUAGUCGGAAAGACAGCAUUGAUAGAAGCAUUUUGAAACUACUUAACUGGAGACUGACUUGCUGUUUACGGGAACAAGAAGUAAUCCACUGUCCAAAAAGCCAUCCCUAGUUCUUUCUCAUUUCCACUUCAUUUAUCUUCUUGGUCUCGUCUAAUUCUUUUUUCUUAAAUUAGGUCACAGAUGCCAAGGAAUUGGUGAUCGAGAUCGAAAAGAGUGCGGCUAUGUAGGAAUCCAACGUGAUGAAUGCGAGCAAAAGAAUUGCUGUUUCGACAACCACGUACCAGGAGUACCAUUCUGCUUUAAAGGGAGAUAUUAAGAUACUUCAUUGUAAAAGGUAGAAGCUAAAGAUCUUUCUUUGUUUUCGUCUGGUAUACUGUGAGAAUUACCCAUCUCCCUAGUAGUAUUUCUUCCACAAGAAGUCGAGGAUCAAUAUCUGCAAUUGUUGGUUUUCACAUGACGUCACUAAAAAUUCAAACCACAAAACUAUCGAUCCAACGGAGAUUUUACUUUCAUGGUGUAUUAGAGCAGCUGAAACUAAUUUUCAAACAAAUUUUCGCUUCAAAAGGGUUCUUGGUUUUGUAAUGGAGUACUCUUGAAUUUCUAAGCGUUUGCGUGACGAAGCAUUUACAUGACGGCCGAGAGAGCUGUCACGUAGGUUAAAAAAGUGACGUAUUGCGGGGAAUUUUGCUAUCUAAACAGUUCAUGUAUUAGAAAAAGUAUUACUUUAGUGUUUAUGAGAUCCUCUAGGAGUAAAUUUACGCUUUUGUAGAAAAACUCGGUAACAGAUGUUUCUGUUGGUUUCCGUCCGCCAUGUUGGUGCUCAUCCGGAUGGCACCAGCAUGGCGUCUCCAUACAAAUCUCUAUGAAUUUGGGUAAAUCAUUUUUUCGGACAUCUCGUAUACGAAAUAUUCCUCUGACCUGAAUCUUGGCGAGGGUCUUUGUACAUUUACCUCCUUUCAUUCCCUAGAUUCUGGAAUUUAUCUAUCGAAUGGUUUUGAUUAUUUUUUUUAUCUAUUUUGAAUGGCGUGAUACUGAAAACCAGCAAUUGCGUUAUUGACCACUCCAGAAAUACCAUAACAUACCAUAAUGUUCUUUGUUUGUCACCCCAAAAUUUUGCAUAAGCAUUGUUUUCAGUUUCUCUUGGGGCCAUUUUAACUCCCAAGAGAAACUGAAGACAAUGCUUAUGCAAAACUUUGGGGCGACAAUCAAAAAGCAUUAUGGUAUGUUAUGGUAUUUUCUGGAGUGGCCAAUUGAAAUCAUCAUCAUCAUCAUCAUCGUCGUCGUCAUCAUCGUCACUACCACCACCACCACCACCACAAUCAAAAUCAUCAUCAUCAUCGCCAUCAUUAUCAUCAUCGUCAUCGUUAUCAUCAUCAUCAUCAUCAUCAUCAUCGUUAUCAUCAUCAUCAUUAUUGUCAUCAUCGUCAUUAUCAUUAUCAUCGUUAUUGUUAUUUUUAUUUUCGUGGUCAUUGUCAGAUUCAUCAUCAUGAACUGUAUCAUUGUAUCACAUGUAUCAUUGUUAUAGUUCUAAUCACCAACGCCAUCGUUACCUUCAUCAGGCUCGUUAUUGUUAUAAAUAUUUCCUACUUCCCUCGUGCAUGUCACUCAUUUUCAUUCUUCACACAUUUGUGUUAGGUUGAAUUCAAGCUAAUCUUUCUUUUUCCUGUGCUCUUGCAGAUGGUGAUAUAAAGCACUUAACUAACU